Molecule: messenger RNA, 4563 nt
Organism: Bactrocera latifrons
Lineage: Eukaryota; Metazoa; Arthropoda; Insecta; Diptera; Tephritidae
Gene: Syx1A
Product: syntaxin-1A
Exons: 3
Coding region: 2537-3421 (294 amino acids)
Biological process (GO): intracellular protein transport; synaptic vesicle fusion to presynaptic active zone membrane; exocytosis
Cellular component (GO): SNARE complex; plasma membrane; synaptic vesicle
Molecular function (GO): SNARE binding; SNAP receptor activity
Source: RefSeq, a predicted model, not a curated record
CUAUGCAUAAGUUUUGAGCUUAAUUUUCCAAUCGUAAUUAUUUAUCUAAAUAGGUAAAAUUUGGAAACAGAAGUAAAUAUUUUUGCAUCGAUUCCGAUUUCGACAUAUACGGUAUUUAUGUUAGUUUUUGGUGUUGUUUUAAUUUGCGCCCUUUGACGUAAUAAAAAGUGGUUGUCAAACGAAAUACAGCGAAUAAGUGGUUAAUGCAUAAUUAAAAAGCUGUCAAAUAAGGAAAAUAAUAUUGGAGAGUUAAAGUGUGUAAUCAACGAUAAUGCUGUGAAAAAUUGCCGGGAAAGUUCAGCUUAGGUUGGACAACUAAUAGUGACAACAACAGCAGAGAGUAUAGCCUCCAAAAGAUGAACCGCUGAGUGCAACGCUUGUGCCUCCCCCGAUGGAAGAUGUAUACAACGCAAACGCACUAGAGAGACUAUCCACACGAGCGUACGAAUUCCACAUUCGUGUAUGGGUGAAUACCGAUGCAGUCUUAGUUUCAUACAGCAGCGCUCUUGUUACUUUCAUUAGAUUGUGAAGAGCCAGCAAAGCGUCGAGAGCAUUUUCCGGACGUCCGUGCAUUAUAAACCGUGACCAAAAGAAAAUCAGUCAACGCUGACACUGGCCCUUUUUAUUAAUUGAGGGUCACACAAACGGAAUAUUCUUUCGUGAAAUACAAUUUUGUUUAAAAAAAUUACAAAAUUAGUGAACAAAGUGAUUAUCACGCUACUCCUAAAGCGUCUGCAUUCUAUUUAACCUGCCCUAUCGUACCGCCGCAUAAACGGUGUAACCGCGCGCGUACGCGUUCGGUUGUAAAAAAGACCGUGAGCAAAAAUCGAUUUUUUCUUCAUUUUAUACGCUUCUAAAGAGAAUCACACAACAACAAUAGGAGUAGCUAAAAAGGCUACUCACAUAUAUGGAAAGAAACUAGUUCAAAAAUAAAGUUAUAUUAUAAUUUGUGAAACAUUUUUGAAAACUUUCGGGAAUACUAGUCCCAUAUAUGUGCUAAAAGUGGAAAAUAAAAGAAUUUAAAUAACGAAAGUAAAGAAGAAGCAAAAACAUUGUGAUAGAAAACCCGAUACACAAAAACCAUCUACCAACAAUCAAAAUCCAAUCCACUCUCAUUCAUAGCUGCUUUGGCGUUCUAGUAACAAUUUGCGCUGAUUUUUGCCAUCAUAACCCACCCCUCUCUAUUGUUGUUCGGAAACUUUCAACGAUAAGCUACAUUUUCGACAUUGUGCUCGUCCAACAGCGUCAUCGCCUUCAUCGUCAUCAUAAACAGCGAACGCAACAGCAGAUACCAACAAUUUUUCUCCCUGCGCGUGUGUUAAAUUAUACCAUUGAGUACUCCAAGUGCUGGUUAUAAAAGGUGUUUAUAAAAAGGAAAGCAAAAAAUUCGAAAGCUUACAAUUUGUGAAUGUAAAAUAAUAUAAGAGCUACAACUCUCAAGAUAUAAUUUAAUUCUUAUAUAAAAUAUUUAAUAAAAAAUACAACUGUUAGCACUUAAAAAAGCUACAUAUAAUCUGUGAAUACGAAAAUAACACACAAAAGUGAGGCAGAAAGUGAGUCAUGCUGCCGUUGCUAUUGUCGCUUAAGCUAUCGCUAUCGUCGUCGUUGUUAAUGUCGCCCAAAUUAUUGUUGAGUGUCGUUGUGGAUAUCGCAGUAAAUUGAAUUUGUUGACCAUGAGCAUUGCCUUCACCCGCUACACAUACCAAUACACACACGUUUAAAUCCAUUCUGCCCCUCUAACAACGUGAAAAAAACAAAUGCUAAAAAUUCGUAUGCUGAUAUAAUAUUCACUCUCAACAAUAACUUGCAAUAUAUAGCACAAUCAAAGAGGCAGUUUUAUAGUGACAAAAAUAAGAAAAAAAGUCAAUAAUUUAAUUCAGAAAUAUCAAAAAGCAACGCCUAAAACAAAAACUAUUAUCAAGACAGCGGUACGGCGGUUGGUCGAAAACGUUCGCUUUUCGCAAGGAAAAAUCGAUAAUUGUCAUACGAACGGGCCACAAACAACCGCCCGCGUCCACCCACCACCGCAAAAAAAAUUCAGGCGUGGAAAGUGUUGCACACACGAAGUACGCUGUGAGACCGACAAAAUUAGCAGUGAUAAAUGGAAAAGCAAAAACGAAUUGGCGUAUAAAAGAAAAGCAAAAAUUUCUAUUGUGCUGGUGUCAAGUUCCGCAAAAGUAUUAUAUGAAAAUUGAAUUAAUAUAAUUUUGAAACAAAUAAGUAAUAGGAUAAAUUAGAAUUUCUGUCGAGCAUUAACUGCCACAAAAAUAAAAUCAUAAAAAACGUCUUGAAAUUGAGCAAAGCUAUAUACCUGUCCCUUGAAAAAAAACCAAUUAAAAUUUAGCUCAACAAAGCCAACGAACGACAAAAUAAGUCAACGAAAAUAAGUCAGCUAAUAUAAAGUUAAAAUUAGAAUACAAAUUUAAAAAAAAGUUCAAGGCAUACGCACUAGCUUAACAAGUGUUUAAGUGAAAAAAAACGCACCACAAAAAAACUAUUUUAAACACCUCAGUUUUUGAAUAAAUAAAGCUGCAAAAUGACAAAAGACAGAUUAGCCGCACUUCACGCAGCCCAAUCCGACGACGAAGAGUCCGAGGAAGUGGCUGUCAAUGUGGAUGCCCAUGAUUCUUACAUGGAUGAGUUCUUCAAGCAGGUGGAAGAGAUACGUGGCAUGAUCGAUCGCGUGCAAGACAAUGUCGAGGAAGUGAAAAAGAAGCAUUCAGCUAUACUCUCCGCCCCUCAGUCAGAUGAGAAAACCAAGCAGGAGCUUGAGGAUUUAAUGGCCGAUAUUAAAAAGAAUGCAAAUCGUGUGCGUGGCAAGCUAAAAAGCAUCGAACAAAAUAUCGAGCAAGAAGAGCAGCAGAACAAAUCGUCCGCCGAUUUGCGUAUACGCAAAACACAACAUUCAACGCUAUCACGAAAAUUUGUCGAGGUGAUGACAGAAUACAAUCGCACGCAAACGGAUUACCGAGAGCGUUGCAAAGGUAGAAUACAACGUCAGCUGGAGAUUACCGGACGUGCAACGACCAGCGAAGAACUGGAAGACAUGUUGGAGCAAGGCAACCCAGCAGUAUUCACUCAAGGCAUUAUCAUGGAGACACAGCAGGCCAAACAAACGCUGGCCGAUAUAGAGGCUCGUCAUGCUGAUAUCAUGAAAUUGGAGACAUCGAUCAAAGAACUACACGACAUGUUCAUGGAUAUGGCUAUGUUGGUGGAGUCGCAAGGCGAGAUGAUCGAUCGCAUUGAAUAUCAUGUGGAGCAUGCUAUGGACUAUGUGCAGACGGCAACGCAAGACACAAAGAAGGCGCUUAAAUAUCAGAGCAAGGCGCGCCGAAAGAAGAUCAUGAUCCUGUUAUGUUUGACUGUGUUGGGUCUCAUAGUUGCUUCAUAUCUUGGCCUUACUGUCGCAAAAGUGAUAUAAUGGAAAAAAGUCAUAAUAAAUAUACACAUUUGCUGCUGUUGCAAUUAGUUAACUUUAAUAUUAUUGUUUUCUUUGAAUCGCCUGCCUAAAUUAUGUAAGCUCUUAGCCACGCAUGAGUACGUACAUACAUAAGUAUGCCUACUUUUCGUUGCAACUGUUGCAUAUCACGUCAUCAUCACAUGAGCGAUCAGAACGCAAAGCAGCUUGCGGUUGGUAGAUCUUUUUUAAUAGAACACUAAGCAAAGCUUGUAGCUUUUAUGAAUGCAUUUAUGUAGACGUAUAGCGAGUGCACGCACCCAAAAAUAUUUUGUUUUUUGAAAUUUCACAACUUUUGCGGAUGCCACACCCGCCGACUUGCAUAUGUAUUGUAUUUUUUGUAUGUCACAACUGUCAUGUGAAGCCGAAUGGGAGUAUGCCUUUCAAUGCAAAAAAAAAAAAAUAAUAAUAAAAAAUUAAAACAAUGCUAAGCAUAUUACAAACACCUAUGUACCUCUCACACACACACACAAAUGGGAAUGCAAAAAACAAAUAAUGGCAACUACAAAAAAAAAAAACAUAGUUUACAACUAAGCGCACCUUCAAGCACCCUUAAUUUAACUAUGAGCAGCACCCAUAACGCGGUAACUAACCCGACCGACCGCCCGCCCGACAAAUUGCACUUUAAACGAUAGCAACAACAACCAUAAAAAGCAAACAGAGCGCAUGCACUUUUGUACGCUGAAAAUGUAAGGCAAGCGAAAUGCACGUCAAGCAAAAUUUAAGCCGCCUCUUUACUAACAAUUGCACGCAAUAAAUUAAAGAUAAAUUGAGAAAAUCGAAAAAAUGCCAUAAAUGCGCCUCGAACAGGCUCGUUUGCGAAAAAUAUACAUAUUUGCUCAUAAAUAAUUUGCGGCUCCUUCGCUUUAUAUCAUAUUGAAUCGAAAAGAACAAAAGCUGCCAAUCAAUGUACGAUCAUCGCCACAAAAGGAAUGUACAAUGACAAACGCUAGCGACCUACCAACCGCCAACAAGCCAACCUUGCCACCCACCCAAGCGCCCAACUAACCAACAACAUAAUUAGAAAUAAAGCAUAUGCGCCAAUAAGUAGCAACUGCUUGACAGCUAACUGUUUUGUCGUUGGUAAGUAGUCAAAGAAAUAAAAA